CAUUAAAUCUGGUCAAGUUUUUGACCACUACAAAAUUCCUUCAGUUAUUUCAAGGAUGUUGGGUAUUAGGGAAUAAUACCAAAAUCAUUGCACCAGGUGAAGCUAAUGACCCAGCACGUUUUGGGAGGGGUUAAAGGGAGAUAGGGCCCUUCGCCGUAUAUUCACAGGAAUGGGUGGCCCGUAUAGCAGCUUUCCAGGCCCACCAGGCCCUGCCCUCUGGCUCCUUCCCACUGCCUGGCCUGUGCCCCAGCAGCUCCUCUGGCCUACAAGGCCCCCUCAUUCCUUAGCUCUGAAAGCCUGCUUUUCAAGAGCCGCCGCUCCAGCUCAGCUCCAUCUUUCUCUUACUCGAUUCCUAGACGCUUAAUAUUUGAACCAGCUAACUUUACCUUCACUGACGCACGCACUGCCUCGCCCUGUUUUUCUAGGUCUCGAGCUAUUAUUUAAAACUCGGUUGCGCACAGCUGGUCACGUUACCGGGGUCUAAGUCGGACAGAGCUACCUGCGCCGUCCCCUAACCAUGUGAGCUCCGGCUCUGGCGCAGAGCCAGGGGCCGGUGUCGGGCCCCCGGCCGCCACGCCCGCCUUUCCGGUUGGGGCCGCGCAGCGCGGUCACGUGGCUGGAGGAACGGUGGCCAGCGCAGCGUGGAGACUCGGCCUCAGAUAACGUGUUUAUCCCUACGGUAAAGGCGGCACGUGGCUGAUGAGCAGGGAGGCGAGGCCGCCGAGUGAGGCAGAGGGGCAGGCCUGGGAAGCAGAGGACGAUGACAUGGCAGAAGGCGAUUUAGGGUAUGGCCUCAGAAGAAGGCCCGGCGGCAUUUAUGAAGUGCAAGUUUCACAUGUAUUUACAUCUAGAAAAAGAUCAGAUGGAAAGGCCUUUAGUCCUCCCCCGUUUUCAAGAAAUGGGGAAGAAAGAAACAGUGCCAUUUUUCAGUAUUCCAAGCAUAAGAGCUUGCAUGAUACAUACCCGGAAGGACCCCAGAUUCCCUAUCACGGCCGACAAAGUAGCACUGUAGAUUCUGAUUCAGAGUUGUCAAAUGUGGAAUUAAGGCAACGUCUUCAGGAAACUUUAGAGGAGGUAGAAAUUUUGAAAACUGAACUUGAGGCAUCUCAAAGACAUCUUGAAGGUAAAGAGGAAGCAUUGAGAAUUCUUCAAAGCAAUGCAAUAUUUGGCAAAGCCACAAGUCAUACCCAGGCAGUGCUUCAAAAAACUGUGGAACAAAAGAGAUCCUUGGAGAAGAGCCUGCCUCUUUCUGAUCAUCUCAUCUUCACUAAAAAGGAAAUAAAUGCCUUGCAGUGGGAAAUAGAAUUUGAUCGCAAUAGAUUUAAAAAUAUAGAGGAAUCUUGGAUCCAAAGAUAUGACAGGCUAAAUUGUGAAAAUGCAGUCCUCAAAGAAACUUUGAAACUGAAAACAGAAGAAAUUAAAAUGCUCAAGUCUGAAAAUACAAUUUUGAAUCAACAGUAUUUGGAGGCCCUCGCCAUGCUUGAUAUCAAACAGCAGAAGAUGGCUCAGGAAAACACAUGCCAGGACACAAGUGGCUUUACAGAGGUUUCAGGUCUUGAGCUUGCAGUCCUGGGAGCCUGCCUUUGUCACGGUCCCAGAGGGAGCCCCUGUACCUGUGCCAGACUGGCAGCAUCUACUCGGAAAAUGCUCCUUCAGGUCAAACAGGAGUUGGAACUUCUGCAGAAGAGUAAAGAAGAAGCCUACAUAAUGGCAGAUGCAUUCAGAAUUGCAUUUGAGCAACAAUUAAUGAGGAAAAAUGACCAGGCACUAAGAUUGACACAAAUGGAUAAAAUGUGUAAGAAAGCAACAAAAGGGACAAAUUGGAAGCACCUUAAAGAUGAUGGGUUACCAUCACAAAGGAGUAAGAAGACCUUAGGGCAGAAACUGUUGGGUAUGCUCCCUUUGGAAAACAGUUCUAAGAGUACUGGUGACCAGCAUGAUCCUCAGGAAGUCUUUAAGACGCUAACAGAUUUGUUAAAUGAUAAAGAAGAAGCUUUGGCUCAUCAAAGAAAAGUUAGUUACAUGCUUGCUCGGGCUUUGGAAGACAGAGGCACCACCUCAAAAGAGAAUAAAGAAAAAAAUCCUAUGAAAGACAAUUCUCCAUUAAAAAACCCCUGGCAGAAAACUUCAGAAUUCCCUGUUUUACGUGAUCCUGUACAUUCAAGUGUUCAAAUUUUUAAUUCUGUGGGCUGCAUUUGUUCAAUUCAGCACUUUCAAACAGAUCAAUACUACACAAGAACUCUUAAAAGAUCCUGUUCUUUGCCGUCAAAUAUCAUGUACUGAAGACAAACCAGUUGAAAUUAGAACUGAGAGCUGUUUAUAUUGAGACUGUGAAAAAGGACCAUGUAAAUGUUGCUACAUCUUCAGAAGUUGUGUUUUCUGGGUAUUCUAAAUUUGGGGAAGCAGCUUUAUAAAUGUUCUCUACAAGACAUUUAUUAGUAUUCUGUGUUGACAUAUUUAUAAAUUAUAUUACUAUAUUUUUGAAAUUUUCAGUAUUUGCCAACAUCUUAAAAACAAAGAAAUAGUGAUUUUGAGAAGAAAAUUAACUAUUUAGAUUGACUUAUAGGGACCUUUGGCUCAAGCAACAAGAGUGACUGUUAAUUUUUGGAAUACAUUUAUCUGGUUUUGUGUUUUUCUGGAUUUUUCAUUUGCCAUAUAAAGUUUAAAAAUAAUUUCCUUCACUUCAAUAAAAAAGUUAUUAUGGUGGGA
This is a messenger RNA of Orcinus orca (killer whale), 2709 nucleotides long. It is a transcript of the gene CCDC125, whose product is annotated as coiled-coil domain containing 125. Bases 700 to 2283 code for a protein of 527 amino acids. The transcript has 13 exons. The record is from RefSeq and is a predicted model, not a curated record. Gene Ontology annotation, cellular component: cytoplasm. Lineage: Eukaryota; Metazoa; Chordata; Mammalia; Artiodactyla; Delphinidae. Gene Ontology annotation, biological process: negative regulation of cell motility; negative regulation of Rho protein signal transduction.